Molecule: messenger RNA, 693 nt
Organism: Asparagus officinalis (garden asparagus)
Lineage: Eukaryota; Viridiplantae; Streptophyta; Magnoliopsida; Asparagales; Asparagaceae
Product: dehydrin HIRD11-like
Exons: 2
Coding region: 116-550 (144 amino acids)
Molecular function (GO): metal ion binding
Source: RefSeq, a predicted model, not a curated record
GGGAGCCUUACCCGCUUCCACCGCCCAAUUCCUCCCUAUAAAUACCCCCGCUGAUCCGACACCAUCAUCAUCACCACGAAAAAGAAAACAACAAAUUGAAAAAAGAAAUCAAGAAAUGGCAGGAAUCAUUCACAGUAUCGAGCAGAAAUUGGGGAUGGGAGGAGGAGUCGACCACAAGAAAGAGGAAGAAAAGCAGCACAGAGUCGAGGAGAAGAAGCAUGGUGCCGUGAUGGACCAGAUCAAGGACAAGAUGCACGGCGACGAGAAGAAGCCCGGGGAGAUCAAGAAGCACGGUGAAGGCGGCGGCGUGAUGGACAAGAUCAAGGACAAGAUCCACGGCGACGAGAAGAAGCACGAGGAGAUCAAGAGGCACGAGGAGAUCAACAAGCACGGCGAAGGCGGCGGCGUGAUGGACAAGAUCAAGGACAAGGUCCACGGCGACGGCGACGGGAAGAAGCACGACGGAGAGAAGAAGAAGAAGGAGAAGAAGAAGAAGCACGGCGAGGGCGGGAAGCAUCACGAUGGGAGCAGCAGCAGCGACAGCGAUUAGACGAUCCAUAGAUCGAUCUGUUGCCGGUGUCUACGGAUGCUGGGUUGCUUAAUUGUCAAGUGUUAAUUUUCUCUGUGUCGCUUUUAUCUUGUAAUGAUGAAUAAUCAAUGAAUAAAAAGUUACUACUUUUAUCUGUUUUUGGA